Messenger RNA from Coccomyxa subellipsoidea C-169, 1755 nucleotides. RefSeq lists its product as hypothetical. The record is from RefSeq and is a predicted model, not a curated record. Gene Ontology annotation, molecular function: protein binding. Gene Ontology annotation, biological process: regulation of ubiquitin-dependent protein catabolic process. NCBI's taxonomy places the organism in Eukaryota, Viridiplantae, Chlorophyta, Trebouxiophyceae, Coccomyxaceae. Bases 1 to 1350 code for a protein of 449 amino acids. The transcript has 10 exons.
AUGCUGGACAAGGCAGACCAGGAGGCUCUGAUCAUGGGCUUGUCCCUCCACGACAGGGGGAAAGGGCUGAUGGAAAAGGAGGACUACCGAGGCGCGCUGGAUAUUCUGCUGGUGUCAGAGGAGGCCUUCAGCUGCUGCAACUCCUCCAUCAAGCACAGCGCUGACAAUGAGGGGCUCCUGAUGCUGGACAUCGUCUGGUGCUACUUCCAGCUGAGGGAUGCGGCCAGCCUGGGCGCUGCAACCGAGCGGCUGGGCAAAGCGCGAUCGUGGCUGCAGCGCAGCCAUGGGCCUAACCUGGAGCGCAUGAAAGUGCUGCACGGCGACUUCACCCCUGAGCUCACCACGUAUGUGCGGCUGGAGCUGCUGGAAGGUGUGGGGGCGUUCCAUGCGGGUGACAAUGCCAAGGCAAAGGCGGCGCUUGAGGGGGCGCUGGCCAAGUGGGAGAGGCUGCAGGUGUCAGACGACCGCCUGGCCGAGCUGCUGGCCAUGGGCUUCACCUCCAGUGAAGCGACGCGGGGCCUGCGUUUCUGCGCGGGGGACUGCGAGAGGGCCGUGGGCUUCAUCAUGGAGCAGCGGCGGCUGCAGCGCGAGCGCAAGGACCGGCAGCGGCAGGAGCGGCGUCUGCGGGCCGAGCAACGCAGUUACGGGCGCUGCCCCAACGGCCUGCACGUGGACAUGCAGCUGCUGGAGCGCCUCACCCUUCUUGGCUACGAGCGCCAGCUCGCCGCCGAGGCCCUGCGCCAGGCACGGGGGUUUCUGCUGGAGGCCAUGCCAGAGUGGGUCAAUAACGACAUCCAGGUGGCUCUAGAUAUCCUGAGCAACCCCAUGGCCAAUGCCUCGCUGCAGCAGCAUCUGGCCACGAUCAAGCAGGCCUCCAACAAGCGAACAAAGCCCACUGUGGAUGAGGUAGCCGUGGCAUCCCUGGUGAGCAUGGGGUUCCCUGAGAGCGAUGCAAGACAGGCUCUGGAGCGAUGUGCAGGCAGCAGCGAUGUGUUGCAGGCUGCAAUGGAGUACCUCUUCAGCCUGACGGCAGAGGGUUCCACUGGCACGCAGGCAGACACAGAAGUCCAACAAGCCACAGAUGGUUCCAAUGGCAUGGAACAGGAAGGGCAGGCAGCUAGAGCGGAGCAACCGGGCCCCAGUGCUGCGCCGGAGCAUGCAAUCCCAGUCCGCCAGCCAUCAAACUCACCAGGCACUAGCAGCAAGGGAUCAGACAGGGAUGAGGAGAUGGAGGAGGAGCUGACUUCCUCAGCGCGCACCGACCCAAUGUCAGCCUACGACAUCGAUGUGAGCCAGGAAGGCGCUGCCAUCCAGGAGUACAUGGCCCUUCUUGGCAGCUGCAAUGUGUGAGUGCAAUUGUGUCAUGAGUAGGCUUGCUCAUUCUGCUUUCCUAAGCGAGUGAGAGCACUUUUGUAUAGCGUCCUGCAUCCAAUCUUUCUGCAUACAAGAGUCAAAAUUUGUAUACAAGUGUACAGAGGUGCUUUGCCAACACCAGCAUUUGCCAACAAUCGCAACCAAAAUUUCCUUGUUCUGCAAAGCACAAAAAUCGCUAUUUGAGUAAUAUUUAUAGGGCUCUGUAGCCACAAAUUUUGUCAAACUCAAAUCUUCAAGCCCGCUGGCCCUAAUGGUACUUUGGGCCCGGUAGAAGAAUCAGUGUUGGGGGGUGUAUUUGCUGUAUUGUGCAUAUUUGGAGUCAACUCUGGAUACAAAGGCAACACUGUCCUCACGAAAAUGCCAUGUAAAGAAAGUGCAAGC